This is a messenger RNA of Camarhynchus parvulus, 469 nucleotides long. RefSeq names its product liprin-alpha-3-like. Gene Ontology annotation, biological process: synapse organization. The record is from RefSeq and is a predicted model, not a curated record. The annotation marks the transcript as partial. The transcript has 6 exons. Gene Ontology annotation, molecular function: protein binding. Gene Ontology annotation, cellular component: presynaptic active zone. Lineage: Eukaryota; Metazoa; Chordata; Aves; Passeriformes; Thraupidae.
CGCCCGAUGACGUCAUUCUCGUUGCCGAUGACGUCAUUUCCCGCAGUGCACGGGCAACGUGUGGAUGACGCACGAGGAGAUGGAAUCGCUGCCGGCCACGCCCACCGCGGAACCGCGGGAGAUCAGCUGGGAACAGAUCCUGGCGCACGGGGACAUGAACCACGAGUGGGUGGGGAACGAGUGGCUGCCCAGCCUGGGGCUGCCCCAGUACCGCAGCUACUUCAUGGAGUCGCUGGUGGACGCGCGCAUGCUCGACCACCUGAGCAAGAAGGAGCUGCGGGGGCAGCUCAAGAUGGUCGAUUCCUUCCACCGGGUGAGCCUGCACUACGGCAUCAUGUGCCUGAAGCGCCUCAACUACGACCGCAAGGAGCUGGAGCGGCGGCGGGAGGAGAGCCAGGGGGGCACCUCGGACGUGGUGGUGUGGUCCAACAAGCGGGGCAGUGCCUGCGUGGGGAUUUGGGGGAUUCCU